Erinaceus europaeus (western European hedgehog) is the source of this 901-nucleotide messenger RNA. RefSeq names its product keratin-associated protein 10-8-like. Gene Ontology annotation, cellular component: keratin filament. The transcript has a single exon. The coding region runs from base 83 to 739 and encodes 218 amino acids. Lineage: Eukaryota; Metazoa; Chordata; Mammalia; Eulipotyphla; Erinaceidae. The record is from RefSeq and is a predicted model, not a curated record.
CACCACCUCCUUCUCACACACUCACUCCCCCACUCACUCAAACACCCGCUCCCUCGUCCCGCCUCUCCCUCGCCUCCUCGCCAUGGCUGCCUCCACCCUGUCCCUGUGCUCCAGCGACCUGAGCUACGACAGCCGGGUCUGCCUGCCCGCGUCCUGCGACUCCUGCCCCGAGUCUUCCUGGCAGGGGGACGACUGCCCGGAGGAGAGCUGCUGCCCGCCGCCCUGCUGCCCCUGCAGCCCCUGCCCGACCCUCCUCUGCUCCCCCGUGAGCUGUGGCUGCGGCUCCUGCCAGCCAGCCUGCCCCUGCCCCUGCGGCCCCUGCCAGCCGGCCUGCCCCUGCCCCUGCGGCCCCUCCUGCUGCCAGCCCUGCUGUGUGCCCGCCUGCUGCCAGCCCGCCUGCUGCAAGCCCAUGUGCUGUGUGCCCGCCUGCUGCCAGCCCGUGUGCUGCACGCCCGUCUGCUGCAAGCCCGUGUGCUGCGUGCAAGCCUGCUGCCAGCCCGUGUGCUGCAAGCCCGUGUGCUGUGUGCCCGUCUGCUGCGAGGCCUCCCCCUGCUCAGGCCCCACGUGCCGCCCGCCCACCUGCUGUGGGGGGUCCCUCUGCCGGCCCUCGUCCAGCGUGUCCCUGCUGUGCCGCCCUGCGUGCUGUGCCCCCGCGUGCCCGUGCCCAUGCCGCUCCUCCAGCGUGUCCCUGCUGUGCCGGCCCGCCUGCCCCCGCCCCUGCCCCGCCUGCUGUGAGUGAGGCUCCAGUCACCAGCCCGGCUCCCGCCAACCCCCCCCAGGGUACAGGGCCACCUGUCCCCUGGGUGACAUCACCUGCACACACAUCCCCCCCACCCCGCUAGGAUGGGCUGCUGGGCUCCCCGUGACUUGUCAAAACCUGUUCAAUAAAAACCCAAGACAU